Mollisia scopiformis is the source of this 2379-nucleotide messenger RNA. Its product is annotated as histone deacetylase. The record is from RefSeq and is a predicted model, not a curated record. Bases 1 to 2379 code for a protein of 792 amino acids. Gene Ontology annotation, biological process: chromatin organization. The transcript has 5 exons. NCBI's taxonomy places the organism in Eukaryota, Fungi, Ascomycota, Leotiomycetes, Helotiales, Mollisiaceae. Gene Ontology annotation, cellular component: histone deacetylase complex. Gene Ontology annotation, molecular function: histone deacetylase activity.
AUGUCACAGGAUUAUAUGGACACUGUCAUACAGAGUAACGAACUCCCGGUCAGCAAUGGCCAUUCAAAUGGCUUCCUUGACCCUCGAGUUCUCAAUAAAUUAGACGACCUCGAUAUCCCUGAUUCCACGGACUCUCGAGAAGAUUCCUUCGAAUCCGAGUCGAAGCUCGACAUUGCAAUACCACGCAGAGCCUACCUUCCAACUGGCUGCUGCUACGAUAUCCGAAUGAAGCUACAUGCAAAUGCCGACUUCUCUGCAAGCCCACACCACCCCGAAGACCCUCGACGAAUAGAGUCGAUCAUGGAGGAAUUUCGAGUCGCUGGUUUGAUAUACACCGAUGGAAGCACAGAACAGCUCAUGGAGAUACUUAAAGAAUCGCCGGAGAAAUAUAUGUACCGAAUUCCUGCACGGAGAGCUACCGAAACAGAGAUUUGCACUGUUCACGAUGCAGCACAUUACGACUGGGUUCAAUCGUUGAGCAGCAUGACUUCAACUCAAUUGCGCCAAUUGACAGCUGACUUUGAUAUGGGUCGGAAAUCUCUCUACGUUGGCAAUCUUACAUACGAAGCAGCCUUGGUAUCAGCUGGAGGAGCUAUCGAAACCUGCAAAGCCGUCGUCACUGGAGUUGUCAAGAACGCUGUCGCAGUCAUUCGACCUCCAGGGCAUCACGCAGAGCACGAUGAGUCUCUCGGCUUCUGCAUCUUCAAUAACGUUCCGAUUGCGGCGAAAGUAUGCAUGAAGGAGUUUCCUGAUCUCUGCCGGAAGGUCUUGAUCCUCGAUUGGGAUGUUCAUCAUGGAAAUGGCAUCCAGAAUAUGUUCUACGAUGAUCCAAACGUCCUCUACAUUUCUCUCCACGUAUACAGCAAUGGUACAUUCUAUCCUGGUCAGCCUGAAAAUGAGGAUUUACCCGAUGGAGGCCUUGAUAAAUGUGGCAUAGGAAGAGGCAUUGGUCGCAAUGUCAAUAUCGGCUGGGCAGAUCAGGGCGUUGGUGAUGGUGAAUAUAUGACUGCUUUCCAAAAGAUCGUGAUGCCAAUCGCACACGAGUUUGACCCAGAUCUGGUCAUAAUCUCCGCCGGUUUCGAUGCUGCCGCUGGAGAUGAGCUUGGAGGAUGCUUCGUUUCGCCUGCCUGCUACUCACACAUGACACAUAUGCUCAUGGGCUUAGCAAAUGGAAAGGUUGCUGUCUGUCUCGAGGGCGGUUAUAACCUGAGAGCUAUUUCGAGGUCAGCAUUAGCAGUCGCCAAGACAUUGAUGGGAGAACCACCUGAGCGAAUCGUCCCUCCACCACUCAAUCGGGUCUCAGCAGAUACUAUCAACAUGGUAAAGCGGAUACAGGCCAACUACUGGGAAUGCAUGCGACCAGGUGUCAUACCUUCAGCAGAAAUCCAAGUUCGAUCUACAGAGAGAAUGAGCGACGUUAUUCGGCGAGCCCAGAAGAGUCAAUUAUACGAUGAGCAUAAUAUGAUACCCCUGAAGAUCAUGCGUAAGGGCUUGACGGAGCAAUACGAAAAUCAAGUCCUAGUUACACCGGAUCUGUACAAGGCAAAGAAGGUUAUCAUGUUCAUCCAUGAUUCACCCGAUGUUCUGGCACAACCAGAUCUCCACGACAACAAGAUCUAUCCUCACAAUGCCUAUGUGACCGACGAGCUCAAAUUAUAUAUCGAUUGGGCCAUACAAAACGGCUUCGGUGUCGUCGACGUCAAUUUUCCCAAACCUAUCUACAAAACCAACAACUUUGGCAAGGAACUCGACUCCUACAUACCAAAACCUUCCGAAAACCUUUUGGCGAACCAGACCAAGGAACUACUUACCUACAUCUGGGAAAAUUGGUUGGAGCUCUUGGGCAGCGUCAGCAUUACUCUUGUCGGUGUGGGUGACGCAAAUAUCGGCAUCAAACAAUUGCUCACUGCAAAUGAUGACGUCUACAAGAAAAUUCCCUCAGUCCUGUCCUUCAUCGACAGCAACCUCCGCAGCGUAAGAUCCGAAACAGACCCCGGCCUCUCAGCUUGGUACCGCCAACACUCCCUCCUUUACAUAAUGCCCGACCACGCCUGCUUCAGCGACCCGAUACAAUCCCGUAAAGUAGCCAAGAAGAGUUAUGGUACCGUGAGAGCUGCCAACGUCGAGGUUGGCGAAAGCGGUAACCCGAUCGGCAGAAUGCUCAGAGCACAUGCAGAGGCGAGCAAGGAGUGGAUCUUAUCAAGGGUGAUGGAUUGGGAAGCAGAGAAUCUGCAGGUCGAUCCCGAUGAGACGGAGGAUGAGGACGAAAGCGAUAUCACGAAUCCGGGGCUGGGCAUUCAUGGAGGGGCCGUGGAUGGGGAUAUUGAUAUGGCGGGGAUGGGGGGAAUAGUUAGUUCGAGGAUGCCGGUCUUGAGCUGA